Messenger RNA from Oppiella nova, 2190 nucleotides. The record is from the annotation of a GenBank genome assembly. Lineage: Eukaryota; Metazoa; Arthropoda; Arachnida; Sarcoptiformes; Oppiidae.
AUGCAAAGAUAUGGUCAGACGGAUGGCAAGGAUAUGGUGGCAACGGAUGUGUUAAAUAAGAUCACUUCAAUAUUCGCACAUAAUCUGUGUAUCGAUACACAAAUGAUGUCGUCCUUCCGAAAGCAUGUCAUUUCUAUGGGCGAAGAUUAUGUCUUUAUUUAUGACUACCUGGUUACGCGACAUAAACUUAACAGAAUAUGUGGAUAUCCAGGUCUAUCACAUGACAGCGAAAUAGAUCUCCAGAAGAAUGUCUACGAAGACGGCGAUGAAGUGAGGUAUAGCUGUCCUUACGAUAAGAUCUAUGUCAAGACACAGACCAAGAAAUGUGUGGCCGGUGUGUGGUUAGGCCCGCGAUCCACGUGCGGCUACUUUAUUAAGAAGCAGUUAAUGAACGUUAAAGUUAUUAAUCUGGGAAACAAUAAGACCAUUGUUGACAUGAUUACCAGUAAUUACUCAGACAGUGAAUACCCGGCCUGUUAUUACGAUGGAAACGCUAUGGCAGUGAUAGUGCCCAACGCACAGGUGGCCCACGACUGGCACUUUGAGUUCUCCAGUCAUAUGGUCUUUGAUUUUUUCCGAUUGAAUCUCAAAUUCCCUAAACUGGGUCUAGAGGCCAGGGGUACCGGCAAUAAGAUCGACUCAAUGAGGGUCAAGAAUAUCCGUAUAGAAGGCGAGGAGGACAGGGCCUGUGCUCUAGAUUUCAGUACUCGUGACAAAUGGACCAAAAUAUUCUGGUUCUGGUGUACGGAAAGUGUGGCUAAAUUCCGGGACAGAACUCUUAAAAUUAAGUUCACAACAUAUUCGACACAAACAAUUAAGUCGAUCGGAUUGCACCAGGUCGCUAUCACGCAACUGCAAUACUGUGGUUACCCAACUGAUGACCAGAUUGUAUGCGAUCCCGAAGUCUCCCAUGAUAUCAACUCUUCCGCCAACUCUUUGGAUCUGAUUGUAUCUGAAGACGAGAUUCAAAAUGACUGUUUGGACGACGAGUAUUGGGCCGGUAGUCCUAAAUGUGUGCCCAAACUAUACUGUAAAGUAGAGUUCAAUGAAGUGUCCGAAGAGAUAGUGUCUGUGAAAAACGCGUAUAUCUUUGACACAAACAAAUGGUAUGCCAUCGAAGGGACGUCCGUUAGUUUUAAGUGCAAACCUGGCUUCGGGUUCGUCACCGACUCGUUUCGCACAUGUCUUCACAACUCAACGUGGGAUCAAACAGCACCCGUAAACAGCUUGUAUGGAACGAUGAAGUAUAACGAGAAUAACAUGGCGUGCGUUAUAUCCCCCGACAAUAUCCAACUCGCGAACCAAACCCUAGCCUUAACUGUUAGGCCCGAGAAUCACACGAAACACGACAUACCCGACGAUAAGCCCCUGUUCUCACGGCCCAAGCUAUUAGUGAGCUUUAAUUGGCGUGCGGCCAGCUAUUUAGCUAUAAGGGCGGCAUUGCCACAGGGUCAACUACUAUACCCAUUCGUACACGUGAGCACCAGGGUGUACAACACGACUGUUGACAUUUCCAUAAUCAAUCCCUUAGGAUACUAUGCCAACCUGUAUAUGGGACAGACUAUAAAACAGCAAAUGCUCAACGAGGACCUAGCUCAAUUUCAUACGUAUACCAUCGAGUGGAACGAUACUCAUUAUGAAUGGAGUUUUGACUAUAAAUACUCUUAUACUGCACCAUAUAAUCCGCUUAAUAAGCCGUUUCUUGGACCCCGAGCGGAAUUGAUAACCGAGGUGAAAAUUGACAUAAAUAAAGGCGAAACGUUUGCCUCAAAUGAUUACCUGAAGUGGAAGUGUUCGGCACUUAUCAUAGAUUAUGUUCGCCUCUAUCGAUGGGCUGAUGAUAAUACAGACCUUUCAUAUGAUACACUACAUGACAGCACUGCCAUCGCCCCUGAGAUUUGUAAGACUAUUAUGUAUGGUAUCGUUGGAAAGGAGCACAUGUCUGAUACCGCAACGGAUAUACCUGGAUAUAAUACUAAUGAAGAAAAUCCGAGUACAAACACAAUUAGUCCUAUGAGACUGAAACGGAUGAACCGAGAGAUGGUGUCCGAUGUUUACGACGACAACCGUAUGGAUGACUACGAAGAGUGCGACUAUAAUAUUGAUCACAAAUACGAAGAUCCAUACGAUACGAUUGGCAAUACAAAUAGUGUGGACCCUAAUAGCGUCCCAAUUUAUCUGGAAAUAUAA